Molecule: messenger RNA, 972 nt
Organism: Mauremys reevesii (Reeves's turtle)
Lineage: Eukaryota; Metazoa; Chordata; Testudines; Geoemydidae
Product: interferon alpha-inducible protein 27-like protein 2B
Exons: 7
Coding region: 1-828 (275 amino acids)
Biological process (GO): apoptotic signaling pathway
Cellular component (GO): membrane; mitochondrion
Source: RefSeq, a predicted model, not a curated record
AUGAAUGCAGGUGUGGCAUUCGUUGGCAUCCCGGUAGUAGUCGGGGUAGCCGGCUUUACUGGAGCAGGCAUUGCAGCUGGGACACUUGCUGCCAACAUGAUGUCAGCAGCGGCCGUAGCCAAUGGAGGAGGGGUAGCCGCUGGCAGUGUUGUGGCAGUGCUGCAGUCCAUUGAAAUCAGUUUCGUUUCCGAUGUUGUUUGGCACACAGCUGUAAGCGGGCCUGCUGUUUGGGCCAAUCAGUGUCGGGAACACGGUCCUGUUAGCGCUUGCGUAGCUACAGCUGAGAGCAGGGCACAUCCUUCUUCAAAGCUUCUGCAUCUCUGUCUUCUACCAGCUCUUAGGGGAGACGAGGCGGGCGAGAUCUGUGCUCCCCACACAUGCACUGGGCAUGACUCCUUGCAGCUAGGCGUUCAGUUGUCCGUGAGAAGGUCCCACACACUCCAUGUGGGGACCAGGUAUGCAGGAGGAAGAUGGGGUGCAGGGCUGACGAAGUGGAGCCGCUAUCCCAGUGAUCAGGGCGUGUGGGUCAGAGUCUCAGUCAUGGUUGGAUUUAUCCCCAUUGCUGUUGGAGCAACUGUCGGAUUAGGCGUUGCCACCGUUGCUGUCCCAGCAGCACUCGGGGCAGUCGGCUUUACUGGAGCCGGCAUUGCAGCUGGGACACUUGCUGCCAAGAUGAUGUCAGCAGCGGCCGUAGCCAAUGGAGGAGGGGUAGCCGCUGGAAGUACUGUGGCAGUGCUGCAAUCUGUGGGUGCUGCAGGACUUUCUCUUGCUACAAAAGGUGCGGUGACAGCUGUUGGGGGAGCACUUGCAUUCUUCUUUCCAAAGUGAACGCCAGGACUGCUCUUCCCUCUUCCUCCUGCAAAAACAGCCGCUGCAACCUGCCUCUUGCUUGUUCUGCCUUCUCAACAAACAGCCCUUACAAUCCGUUUGGCUGGUGGCUGAAAUGUGAGAAAACAAUAAAAGCUUUUUGCU